AUGUCGCCACAUCGCUCAGUCUUUGGGAAAGCAUGUCAUUUACCUGUGGAAUUGGAGCAUAAAGCUUUUUGGGUCGUGAAAAAAUUGAACUUCGAUAUGAGUCAAGCUAGGCUGAAGAGGAAGUUUCAGCUAAGUGAAUUAGAAGAACUUCGCAAUGAUGCUUACGAUAGCGCAAGAAUUUAUAAAGUUAGAACCAAGGCGUUUCAUGAUAAGCACAUUGUGAGAAAAUCUUUCAAGCCAAGUAACAAAGUCUGGUUAUUCAACUCCAAAUUGAAGCUAUUUCCAGGGAAAUUGCGCUCAAGAUGGGAUGGUCCAUAUCAAGUUCAAAUGGUAACCUCUCACGGGGCUAUCACCAUUUUUGACCCAAAGAAAGGCACAGAAUCUUCAAUGUACCAAUCUUUCCGAUCUGAUCAAACAGUUUUCUUUCUUGAUGCCUUCCAAUUCAUAAUAUCAGCAUACCAUGGUGGAGUCUCCUUCUAA
Cornus florida is the source of this 480-nucleotide messenger RNA. RefSeq lists its product as uncharacterized. NCBI's taxonomy places the organism in Eukaryota, Viridiplantae, Streptophyta, Magnoliopsida, Cornales, Cornaceae. Bases 1 to 480 code for a protein of 159 amino acids. The record is from RefSeq and is a predicted model, not a curated record. The transcript has 2 exons.